Molecule: messenger RNA, 462 nt
Organism: Durusdinium trenchii
Lineage: Eukaryota; Dinophyceae; Suessiales; Symbiodiniaceae
Source: the annotation of a GenBank genome assembly
AUGGUGGUCUUUGAUGUCUGUGCUCCAGCAGGUUUGGUUUUAGAACGCCUCGCUGACUUUGAAAACUACCCUGCGAUGAUCCCGGUGGUGCGAAAGGCCACGGUGCAUUUCAGCCACGUGGCGGAUGAUGGGACGCUGACAGCGCACUGCAGCUACCGGAUCUCUCGUUUCUACCUGUCAGUGGCUAUUGUUCACAGUGUCAGCAGAGAAGAGGGGCUUGUUCGCUUCGAUUUGGACCCCACAGUGUCGGCAAUGAUGCUCAAGGAAGUGACCGGCUUUUGGUACGUGGAGGCCCUCGAGUCCGAUGGAUCCGAAGGUCGUAGCCGCGUUUGGCUGCGGGUCGACCUUUGCGCGGCGAAUUGGCUGCCUCAUUGGCUGAUUGAUUAUGCCUCUGAGCGGGCUUUAACACGCGCCACUGCUUGGCUGAAGCCCAAUGUCGAAGAGCUUUGGCCGCUUGGAUGA